Somion occarium is the source of this 2323-nucleotide messenger RNA. The record is from the annotation of a GenBank genome assembly. Lineage: Eukaryota; Fungi; Basidiomycota; Agaricomycetes; Polyporales; Cerrenaceae.
GUUGGAUCGUCCAACAGUGCAUCAUUCAUUAUUUUCAUUGUCAGCACAAUUUGAGAUGUUUGAUUUGGGAUUAGCCGACGUAUCGUAGCCUCGGGCCUUUAGCGCCGCGCAGUUCCUCAUAUAACCUGUAUGAACUUGUCCAUCCACAACUUAGCAUUGCAGAGAUCACUCUUUUGCAGUUACCUGGACCGGAAAUUUGCAAUCAUACAAUCACGGUGACUGGCGAAUAAGUGCAACAAAUAAGCAGCGCCUAUGUGUAUCUUUCGCAUAGAACAAGUCACAUUUGGCACACUAUAACUCAGGAGGCUUUCUGCCAGCCAUGCAUGCCUUUCUCCCCUCUCAGUUGCUCCAACAGUUCAAAGAUGACCCCGUAUUAUCGACCUACCCUUCCCACAUCUAUACAGACACUUUCGAAAAAUUUCGGUUCAAGACGGUCUCUGUGAAGAACCACGUCUUCAUACAUGACGAGGUUUCUUUACGCAUCAAGAUCCCGCAUUCACCCGUAAUGUCACUUGAAAAAGACGAUCAACGAACUUACCUUCAUAUGGCCGCCCUCCUCGGAGAUGUCCCUCUUGCGUACGAAAUGAUCAGGAUGGGUCUAGAUCUGGACCUGCGAGACAAAUGGGGCAUGACGCCUCUCUUCCUCGCGUGUACAGUGCUACGAGAGAUGGACGUCGUCAAGAAGACAUACUUCCCGAUCAUGUUCGCUACGGCAAGUGACGUCAACCAUUCUGAUAUUCUUCCCGAAUGGUUCAAUGAGCAGAGUGCCGCUAGUUUGGAGGAUCGCGUUAUUCGUGUGGCCAAGCUUUUGGUUGGGCAACAUGCAGAUGUCAAUACCGAAGUUGGGAACCAGACACCCCUGAUAUCUCUGGUACGAGCAUCCUGUUGGCCUUUGGUAGAGCUUUUGCUUGAACACGGAGUCCGGGCGCCCUCUUCACUGACUGCCCUUUCUGACGUCUUCCACUUCGAAGCCGACAAGGAGAAGUUCAAGUCUCUCGUUGAUACAAUUAAGCCCGGCUCCUCCCGUCCCUCUCAACCAUGUCCGUGUUGGUCGGGCAAGAAACUCUCUGAUUGUCACGGAGUCGGCAAGCACCUUUACCCCGCAGCAUUUCCCUGUCGUUGUGGACAGCGAAAGGCCUAUGGCUCGUGUUGCGCCAAGAAGCAAUUUGACAUAUUCGAGGCAUGGGAUCCCAAGCGUCGAUCGAUUCAGAAUAUCGCUCAGAAGAGACUAGCGAUUCCUAUGGGUAUAACUGAUGAAAUGUUCCUGGAGGGGAACCGAUACAUGAGGGAACUUCAAGCUCUUGGUCCUGAUAUGGUACAACGAAAGUGGAAUCGGCCUCGGAUUCUUUCGCAAAUGCUUGCUUUCGAACCUGACAUGGACCGUGCAUUCUUGUAUACUACUGUGCACGGGACGUUCCAUCCUCGGCCUUGGGACGGUCAGUUGAGCAAGGCGGAGAGUAAAACCUGUAUGGAGAAAUGGAAUGCUUUGGUCGACACCUACAUUGCCUCAGGUGUUGAUAGUCGGUCGCGAUUUGACAUUGAGCUGGCUGCCAAGAUUUCUAUGAGUGGUGGUCCGCUCUACAAGCAUUGUGAUGCUACAAAUUGUAGGCAUGUAGAAAAGCGAGAUGUCCCUGCUAUGAAGACCUGCGGUCGAUGCCAAAAGGCAUUCUACUGCAGCCAGGAUUGUCAGAAAUCUGACUGGGCAAUCCAUAAACGUCAGUGCGGAAAUAUUUUGCAACAGGAGCAACGACUUAUGUCCCAGAUUGCGGUGGAAAAUGCGAUGAAUCGAGCGAUCCCCGCGACAUUCAGGUCUACAUCCACAACAGAGUUCUCGCCAUAUCAGUUGACUAUCUUGGAUUGGGUAUCUCAAUGGCAGAAUGAUGGUCCUAGUCCCUGGUCGUACACAUCUCCUACAAUAAUGUGAAAUUCUGACCCUCAAUAUUUAUCAAUAGCGCACCAAAUGUCUUUAGUUCUCUUCUGUAUGACAUACUACGGCAUUUGUAUGUGCUAUAGCCCUCUUGAUUUUACAUAUAUUACAAUUCCGUCGUCAAUUGCACUAUUAAGGUAUCAUUUAUAUUAUUUGCAGUGCACUCUGUGAUUCGCUGUGCUCAUCCUGAACUCCAUGCCGUAUUAUCUGGUUUUACCCUGCCAACGUCUUUUCAACGAGCUUCUAGGUAGGAUUAGAAUGACUUAGCAUGGCCUAUCGCAACAUGUCGGAGGACAGUGUCACAGCAUACGAUCGUCGACCACUCCGUUCGCCCUACUCUAGUUCUCGUGUGUCUAACUCAUACGAACCCUUUGAAAAUAAUGAAGAGAACGCCUA